Messenger RNA from Verruconis gallopava, 911 nucleotides. RefSeq lists its product as uncharacterized. The record is from RefSeq and is a predicted model, not a curated record. Gene Ontology annotation, molecular function: catalytic activity. The transcript has 2 exons. Gene Ontology annotation, biological process: nucleotide metabolic process. The coding region runs from base 168 to 752 and encodes 194 amino acids. Lineage: Eukaryota; Fungi; Ascomycota; Dothideomycetes; Venturiales; Sympoventuriaceae.
GCUUGCUUUUCUCCGUCAAACAACAAGCAGUCUGAGAGCAGGCCACGCGCACGAAUCCCCGUCAUGCAAUCCUUGUAUAGCUAGCUUUUCUCCGUCUCCUCUGUCUUCGCGGCCACGGACAGCGUGAAAGAAAGAAAGAAAGAAAGAAAGAAAGAAAGAAAAAGAUAAUGUCGGACCCCGAUGGCGGUGUCGACCAGUACCCCGAGGACUGCCCGUUCUGCAACAUCGCCAACGCCUAUCCGUGCCCGUCGCAAGGCUCGCCAGAUCCGUCCUUGUUGUCGUACAUACCUGAGAAGGUAGACGUGACGCGGACCGCCCCGUCGUGUUUCCUCGUCCUGGCGGCCCCGACCGUCAUGGCGUUUUUGGACAUAUUGCCCAUGACGCCAGGACACCUGCUCGUCGUGGUGCGCGAGCAUCGACCCAAGGUCGAGAACAUGGACGCCGAAGAAGGCCGUGACGUCGGCUUCUGGCUGCCGCUGCUGGCCAAGGCGGUGAAGAACGUCACGGGGACGAGCGAUUACAACAUCGUACAGAACAACGGAGUUCGGGCUGCCCAGGUCGUUCCGCAUGUGCACUUUCACAUCAUCCCAAGACCGUCCCAUGUGCCCGAACUGAAAAACAAGUCGUGGACCAUGUUUGGGCGCGGCCAGCGAGAAGACUUAGACGACGACGAAGGAGAGGAACUUGCUGCGAAACUACGGGUGGAACUGAGAGCGGAAGUAGGGAGGAGGUCCUCCAACAGCAGAUUAUGAGAACUCGAUUCGAAUAUGCUGCCCAGUCCAAGCACUUCUGCGAUAUGUGACAGAACCUGGUAUCUACGAUGCACAAAGUAAUACUUCUAGUUGUUGAAAGAGAUUCUGAAACGACUUAAUUGAAUGCCAUGCUUUCUAGAUACAAGAAUACCAUCUCCA